Molecule: messenger RNA, 1691 nt
Organism: Magallana angulata
Lineage: Eukaryota; Metazoa; Mollusca; Bivalvia; Ostreida; Ostreidae
Exons: 2
Coding region: 95-1660 (521 amino acids)
Source: RefSeq, a predicted model, not a curated record
CGCAACAAAUAGUUGUCACCGUGACUUUUUUGCUCCGCCCAUCACAAUUUCAUUGGGCAAAUGAAUCUUACCUGCAACCGCUGGAUGUGGUACCAUGACGGUCACAAUUAGAUCCCAUAAGUCCCAAAACCAAGCCAAUCUCUGGUGUUUCUUUACGGUCAACCCUUAUACGAUGGAAAAAAGGAGGUGGUUGGUGAUCGGACUAAUAUGUCUGACCUCCGGAGUGUUUUUAACGUACAAAUAUAAUACUUUGAUUGAUUAUCCUAUCCGUCUGAGGAUUUCGACAGCAUUGCCGGGCGGAAAAGCGCUCCUGAAUUUUACUGAAAAAUUUUUCACACUAGACGUGUUUUAUUCAACGGAGAAAGACAUUGCUACUCCAACAGUGCUCUCGUCAACACAAAAAGGACAAGACCCAACAGUGUUAAUGUUAACAAAGAAAAGACUUUCUACGGUCUUUUUGCCAACACGAAAAGGACAUUCUACAACAGAGAUUUUCCAAACACAAAAAAGAUACCCUACAAUAUAUUCGCCAACACAAAAAGAAAUUCCAUCCGUAACAAUGUUCUCGUCACCUCACAAAGGACACUCUAUGGUGUCUCCGUCUACAAAGAAAGGCCACUCUACAGUGCUUUCACCAAAUCCUUCCAAAAAACCGAAGGUAACGAACAAUUUUAAUGGUACAACACCAAAACCUUUCAGUAAACCAAUGGUUAUGAACCAGUUCAAUGGUACAACACCGAAACCUUUCAGUAAACCAAUGGUUAUGAACCAGUUCAAUGGUACAACAUCAAAACCUUUCAGUAAACCAAUGGUUAUGAACCAGUUCAAUGGUCCAAAACCUAAUCUCACCAUAGUGACAGCAUACUGGAAUCUUGGAACGUUUCAAAAAGGAGAAGGGGAUCUUAAGUUCUCGACGAACACAUAUUUCAAUUGGGCGUCAACAUUCAAGUACCUUGUGAAUCCUCUGGUUGUGUAUACUGACUGCAAAGAGUUCAAGGAGUUGAUGGAGAACCUGCGAUCCGAUCGCCUCAACAACACAAUGAUAUACAUGCUGAAUCGGACAGAACUCUGGCCGUUUCAGCUCAUCAACCAAAUCAGAUCCGUCCUGGACCAACCGGGAUAUCCAAAACAUCACCCCAACACAGUAAUCCCUGAAUAUCCCGCGGCUCAACAUUCCAAAUUUGCUGCUGUGGCGGAAACGAUACGCAAAAAAGUGUUCCAAAAUCCUUAUUACGCUUGGCUGGAUAUAGGAUACUUUAGAGAUGUAGUUGAAAGGAAGUUAGAAUUUUCACUGAGUAUUCCGCCAAAAUUUAACGCAAAUAAAAUAUCUUUUAAUCGUAUUAAUGUUGUUUCUAUGAAUAUAGAUCCUUUCACGAUAUUUCGCAAAAACAUCGUCUGGGUUGGAGGAGGCAUGUUUCUUGGGAAAGGCGAGGUAUUCCUUCAAUUUGAGCAGCUGUAUCACAGGGCAGUCAAAUAUUUUUUGGACCAACAGUUGGUGAAUUCGGACCAGCAGGUGCUGUAUUCUAUAUACAGUAAAAAGGGCAGGGAAGCUUUGAGGCCGAAUAUAGAACUACAGUUGUACAUCCCAAAGGGAUUCGGAAAUCCUUGGUUUUAUUUGGGAUAUUUGUGUAGAAAAGAAGUAACGCUAACAAAAUCAUGAUGCAUGAGAGAGAGAGAGAGAGAGAGAGAGA